Filobasidium floriforme is the source of this 1815-nucleotide messenger RNA. Its product is annotated as glycoside hydrolase family 16 protein. The transcript has 10 exons. Gene Ontology annotation, cellular component: plasma membrane; endoplasmic reticulum membrane. Gene Ontology annotation, biological process: (1->6)-beta-D-glucan biosynthetic process; fungal-type cell wall organization. The record is from RefSeq and is a predicted model, not a curated record. The coding region runs from base 1 to 1815 and encodes 604 amino acids. NCBI's taxonomy places the organism in Eukaryota, Fungi, Basidiomycota, Tremellomycetes, Filobasidiales, Filobasidiaceae. Gene Ontology annotation, molecular function: glucosidase activity.
AUGCUCCCUGAGGAAGCCGCCGGCCAAGCGUUCGAGCUGUGUAGGCGUUGUAAGCGAGCGAUAUACGAGUAUACGAGUAUACGAUUCAACCUGUCUUACAGCCCAGCAAGUUGGAACAUCGCGACAUCACCCGCCGACAAGGAACCCGACGACUGGCUUCACAACCCAGAUCCUCGCCGCGACCGCAGGAUCGAUCAUGGGGGCACCAUUUUUACCCUUCGCGGUCUGAUCAACGGCGGGUGUAUACUCGUCUUGGCUGUUGGAUUGAUUGCCUUGUUCGCUGGAUGGCCCAUCGCAGAAUUCAUGACGAGAGAUGAUAAGAGCAAGGGUAAUACCAGCGGAGCCUACAAUCUAGGCGGUAUCAAUGCCACCGGUCAGCGCGGGACGUUGCCAAGGGGCUUUGGAUUGAUAGACUCGGACACACCUCAAGAAGCCUAUUUUCAUACCAGCUUGGAAACGGGCGAGCAAUGGGAGCUUGUCUUUAGUGACGAAUUUGAGCGUGAAGGGCGUACGUUUUGGGAAGGGGAUGACCCAUUCUGGGAAGCCGAGAACUACCACUAUUGGACGACGAACAACCUCGAGUGGUACGACCCUCGGGCAGUUACUACCGAAGGGGGAUCGCUCAAGAUCACCCUCAGCCGGACUCCAAAUCAUGGUUUGAACUAUACCGGCGGUCUCAUCAAUUCGUGGAACAAGUUUUGCUUCACAGGUGGCUACGUCGAAGCCAGCAUCUCGUUGCCUGGAACUAGCGACGUAUACGGACUUUGGCCCGCUUUUUGGUUGAUGGGAAACCUCGCUCGGCCUAGCUACGGUGGGACGACCGAUGGCAUGUGGCCUUACUCAUACGACACCUGCGAUAUCGGUACAUUGCCUAACCAAACACUUAACGGCAAACCCGAGGUCGCGCUUACGUCAGGAUCGCAAUACGAGCCGUACCUAGGUAGUCUGUCGUACCUCAUAGGACAGCGCUUCUCGGCGUGUACUUGCCCCGAUGAUCCCUCUCACCCGGGCCCAAAGAAGGCUGACGGAACGUGGAAAGCGAGAUCCGCGCCGGAGCUGGAUAUCGUUGAAGCUCAGGUCGAUCAUACCGAGCGUCGAGGGCAAGUAUCCCAGUCUGGUCAAUUUGCUCCGUUCAAUGCUGGAUGGUAUAUGAAUAACAUCUCCGGUGUCGACUAUGGUAUCAACGAUGACGAGGUUACCAAGUUCAAUACGUUCAACGGAAACGCUUAUCAACAGUCGACGUCUGGUUUGGCAUAUACGAAUCAGGAUUGCUAUACCGGUCCUAGAGGUACUGGAUGCUUGUCUAAGUACGGCGCCGAAUACGAAACGGGAGGAGAGGGCUACAUUCGAUGGGUCAACGACGGAGUAGAGUCAUGGUGGAUGACAGGCUCGGCUCUCCGUCCAGAUCCGCAGACACUAGUCGGACAGAGACUCAUACCGGAAGAGCCGAUGUACCUCAUCCUGAACCUAGGGAUCAGUCCCAACUUUGGCGCCAUCGACUAUGAAGGCUUGGAAGAAAUGUGGCCGGUCCACAUGCUCGUCGAUUAUGUUCGAGUAUAUCAGGAUCCCAAGAAGAUCAACGUCGGAUGCGACCCAGAAGGUUUCCCAACCACCAAAUUCAUCGCGGACAAUCUCGUGGCAUUCACAAACCCCAACAUCUCGACUUACGAUCAGAUUCCGGACAAGAUAUACGGCUGGCCGAAGAACCGAUUGAUCGUGAGUAGUCGUCUCAUACGCCACCCGAGCCUUCAAGCUGAAGAGGUCCAUCCCACCAGGACGAAUGUUGAUCGUGACGAAUCUGGCCUUUGCCCAUAG